Tinamus guttatus (white-throated tinamou) is the source of this 1274-nucleotide messenger RNA. The record is from RefSeq and is a predicted model, not a curated record. NCBI's taxonomy places the organism in Eukaryota, Metazoa, Chordata, Aves, Tinamiformes, Tinamidae.
AUGCCGGGCACAGCGGAGCCUGCGGGGACGUUCGCCCGGAUGCCGCCUCGGACGGGCCCGAUCCAGACCCUUGUGUCACGUAGCGGGCGCCUGCUCCGAGCUCAAAGACGAGUGAGUCCCCGCGCCGCCCGCGCCCGUGUCCCCGGGGCUCACGCGGAGCUCACGGGGCGGCCUCCCCGCAGGCUGCUGAGCCGCGAGUCCCCGAGCGGCGCCCUCAAGGCCGUCCUGCGCAAGGCCCGGAGCAAGGAGGAUGAGAAGCAGUUUCUGGAGGUGUGGGAUCAGAACCGCAAGGUGAAGAGCAUUGACCUGACAGCUCUCGACAAGCAUGGCAGCGUCUACGACGACGAUCAGUUUGGCUGCCUGGCCUGGUCGCACUCGGAGACUCACCUGCUCUACGUGGCUGAGAAGAAGCGGCCCAAGGCCGAGUCCUUCUUCCAGAGCAAAGCGCCUGAGCUGGGCGGCUCCGCCGAAGAGGACCUGGGCUGCCCCAAGAAGCCGGAGGCACCCGUCAAGGGCGAGCAGUUCGUGUACCGCGAGGGCUGGGGCGAGACGCUGGGCAACCGCAGCGUGCCUGUGCUCUGUGUGCUCGACAUCGAGGGCAGCAGCAUCUCCGUGCUGGAGGGCAUCCCGGAGCACGUCUCCCCCGGGCAGGCCUUCUGGUCACCCGGUGACACCGGCGUGGUGUUUGCUGGGGUGGCGGGAGCAACAAGGGCCGUGGCGCCGUGUCCCACAGUGAAUUACCGCGGCUCGCUGGGCUUCGGCCAGGACAGCGUGGACUCCCUGCUGGGCAACGUGGGCACGCAGGACGUGCAGGACGUGCAGCUCUGCGUGGAGCAGGUGCUGCAGGAGGAGGCGCUCGACUCGACCCGCGUGGCGCUCAUGGGCGGCUCGCACGGUGGCUUCCUGGCCUGCCACCUCAUCGGGCAGUUCCCUGACACCUACCAGGCGUGCGUGGUCCGCAACCCUGUGGUGAACAUCGCCUCCAUGGUCACCACCACCGACAUCCCCGACUGGUGCCUGACAGAGACUGGGCUGCCCUACGCACCCAACGCGAUGCCGGCACCAGGCCAGUGGCGCCCCUUUGCUUGCCUGGCCUGGUCACAUGCGGAGACACGGCUGCUCUACGUGGCUGAGAAGAGCCAGGCCGAGCCCCGGCCCCUCUUUUCUGGGGCUGCUCCGGGAGCGGCCGGACCUGUGGUGGAGGAAGAGGAGGAGAAGUUUGUGUACCGCGAGGACUGGGGGGAGGCGCUGAGCGGCCGCAGCGUGCCCGUCCU